Molecule: messenger RNA, 745 nt
Organism: Chaetura pelagica (chimney swift)
Lineage: Eukaryota; Metazoa; Chordata; Aves; Apodiformes; Apodidae
Product: protein FAM122B-like
Exons: 9
Coding region: 55-732 (225 amino acids)
Molecular function (GO): protein serine/threonine phosphatase inhibitor activity
Source: RefSeq, a predicted model, not a curated record
UCGCAGGUUUUCCAGCCUUACGUGCUGCGGACCCGCAGGAACAGCACCACGGUGAUGAGCCGGCACAGCCUGUUGUUGUCAUCGUCUCCUAUUCGUAUUCCUAGCAGCCGACUUCAUCAGAUCAGAAGGGAGGAAGGAGUGGAUUUAAUGAACAGAGAAACAGCGCAUGAAAGGGAAGUGCAAACAGCAAUGCAGAUAAGCCAGUCAUGGGAGGAAAGCUUGAGCCUGAGUGACAAUGACUUGGACAAGUCUGAGAAAUCUUCCUCCCCAAAGAGAAUAGACUUCAUUCCAGUUUCACCUGCACCUUCCCCUACAAGAGGGAUAGGAAAGCAAUGUUUCUCACCAUCAUUGCAAAUGUUUGUGAGCAGCAAUGGAUUACCUCCAAGUCCUAUUCCCAGCCCAACCAGGAGAUUCUCCAACAGGAGGAGUCAAAGUCCAAUCAACUGUAUUAGGCCCAGUGUUCUUGGCCCCAUUAAAAGAAAAGGUGAAAUGGAAACUGAAAGUCAGCCAAAGAGACUUUUUCAAGGAACAACCAACAUGCUUUCUCCAGAUGUUACACAUCUGACAGAUCUCAGUUCAUGCCUGUCUUCAGAUAUCCUGGAUGGGAGCAGCAGCAGUGUUGGCUCUUCCUCUGAUUCCUUGACUAAAGGCAGCAUAACCACAGAGUCUCCAGUGACCUGCUCCAACUCCUGCUCCUCAUUCAUUUUGAUGGAUGAUCUCUCACCCAAGUGACUUAAGUUCUGAG